AUGGACGGGUAUUCCAUUCUCGAGCGCCUUGACGCGUUUUUUAGUGAAGGGGAAAAUACAGAUGCGAUUGGCAAUUUUUUAUCAGAGGAGCAGGGUGUCAUGCAGCUGUUGGGCCAACCCACUGACUCACAAGAGGCGUUGGAGUUUUAUUCCUUGUUUAAGAGGUACGCCGUGGUUGUGGAUAAAUUGCUUAACGCAUUUAUUGAGCGAGAAUCCAAAUUAGGAUGCGUCAUCGACUUGGAGCAAUUGGCUGCUGCAGUCAUGAAUGAGUGGCAUCAAGAGCAAGAUUUCUGUCGAUAUGUUUGCACGGCAUAUAUUGCUGGUGCGUUGGACUUUGACUCCUUCAAGCAACUUGUGGCUGAUGUCAAUGCGAUAACCGCCUACCCCUUCGGGGAUGAGUCUUCAGGUGCCGACAGCGUGACUGAGACAAACACACAGGAAGAGGAAAUAUGA
Messenger RNA from Trypanosoma cruzi, 453 nucleotides. RefSeq lists its product as uncharacterized. Bases 1 to 453 code for a protein of 150 amino acids. The transcript has a single exon. The record is from RefSeq and is a predicted model, not a curated record. Lineage: Eukaryota; Euglenozoa; Kinetoplastea; Trypanosomatida; Trypanosomatidae.